This is a messenger RNA of Exophiala dermatitidis NIH/UT8656, 1599 nucleotides long. RefSeq lists its product as uncharacterized. Bases 1 to 1599 code for a protein of 532 amino acids. Lineage: Eukaryota; Fungi; Ascomycota; Eurotiomycetes; Chaetothyriales; Herpotrichiellaceae. Gene Ontology annotation, molecular function: transmembrane transporter activity. The record is from RefSeq and is a predicted model, not a curated record. The transcript has 6 exons. Gene Ontology annotation, cellular component: membrane. Gene Ontology annotation, biological process: transmembrane transport.
AUGCCGGUAUUCAACUCCGACCCGCGGAGGGCAAGGUUCCUUACUGUGAUCGCUUGCACCCUCACGGCGCUGGCGUGCGGUACAAAUUAUGGCUACUCUGUAUGGGGUCCGAGUUUCGCCGCGCGGCUCAGACUGUCCGCUACCGAUAGUAACCUUAUCGGAACAAUAGGAAAUCUGGGCAUGUACGCUUUUGGUAUCCCCUCUGGGAUGCUGGUAGAUGCCAAAGGUCCAAGAUGGGGUAUCGCGCUUGGAAUUAUGUCCUUUGCCGUGGGUUACUACCCAAUUGCCAAAGCAUAUGAGGCGGGUCCUGGCGCAUACAGCGUAGCGUUGAUAUGUCUCUUCUCGUUCUUUACCGGUGCUGGAAGCUGUUCAGCAUUCACGGCAUCCAUCAAGGCUGCGGCGCUCAACUUCCCCGAAUCUCGAGGAACGGCAACGGCAUUCCCGCUGGCAGCUUUCGGCCUGAGUGCCCUGCUAUUCGCAGCUAUUGCUCUGUUGCUCCCUCCGGGAACGUACAACUUUCUUAUCUUGCUGGCAACCGGGACUGUCUUGUUACCACUUGUGUCCUUUCCCUUCAUCCGUGUGUUGCCGCCGCACACCUACCAACAUCUUCCGCAGCAGGACCAGCAAAUCCUCCAUAGAACCAGAUCUCCGGGGAGCUCAGACCUUCGGCAUACUCACGAACCAGGUGCGCCAGAGAAUGCCCACAAAAUCCUCCGCUCAUCCAGUACCGGGUCUCACAAUACCGAGGACACUCCUGAAUCAGGGGAGGAGGUUUCCUUUCUCCUCUCCAGACCCUCCAGUGAAGACAUGCACGAGCGUGGAAAUCCGAAGCAUCACGAAUCUGACAGACAUCAUGAAUCACCGCAUUUAGAUAUCAGAGGCUUUGCUCUCCUGCCCCACGCCGAGUUCUGGCAAUUGUUUUCUAUGCUUGGAUUGUUGACGGGGAUUGGCUUGAUGACCAUAAAUAAUAUCGGAAACGAUGCCCAGGCUCUCUGGAAACACUACGAUCCGUCGAUCACACCAUCAUUCAUCGAAAAGCGCCAGGCUGUGCAUGUCUCGGUGCUUUCCUUCUUCAGUUUCGCCGGCCGUCUACUAUCAGGCAUUGGCUCCGAUCUCCUUGUAUCUAAGCUCGGUCGUUCCCGGUUUUGGUGCCUAUUCGCUUCUGCUGUGAUAUUUUGCCUUGCUCAACUCCUUGCAACGGCCAUCUCCAAUCCCAAUCUCUUGAUCUUGGUGUCUGGUUCGACCGGUCUCGCGUACGGCAUCUUGUUCGGUGUCUACCCCAGUCUCGUGGCCCACUGCUUCGGCGUCCACGGGCUCAGUCAGAACUGGGGGACCAUGACGUUGGCGCCGGUCAUCUCUGGCAACAUCUUCAACCUCUUGUACGGUCACAUCUAUGAUUCGCACUCGGUGAGAAACGAGGAGGGCGAUAGGGAGUGUCUAGAAGGCAAGGACUGUUAUAGUUCGGCGUACUGGGUCACACUCUGUGCCGCCAUCCUGGGGGUAGGAUGUUGCCUUUGGAGCAUCUGGCAUGAGUACCGGGUGCACAAGGUGAAGAAAAACAAGGACAGACGGAGGAGUGAUCACGAGAGGAUCGCAUAA